AUGGAACGCAGAUCAAGCAUUGCUCUAAAGAGAAAGAGCUUUGAUGCAGUUGACAGUACAUUAGCAACUUACUCUGCCAUCUCAUCUGCGAUUGAAGAAUCAUUCAAGGCAGCAUCCAGUGCCAUCUUGGAAAAAGAUGAACUAAUUAAUGAUUACAAAGAAAAAUUGCCUGAUGUCCAUGAAAUUGCUAAACGUUCAUCCAGAUUGGUACAUUAUUUGGAUAAUUCUGAUGACUCAUUACACUCCAAUUACACCAGCUAUGUCAAAAAGCUGGCUCAGGAAGAGAAACAGUGGAAAAGUUUAGUGGCAGAACUGGGUGAACAAAUUUCAAACAUAGAAACUACGUAUCCAAAUAUAGAAUCUCUACCUACUCCUGGACCUGAAAAUACAUCUAAAAAGAAUCUGGCAAUCUUAAAAAAGAAGUUGUGUAUUGAUAAAUUGAGAUUGCAAUUAGAUGCAGAUGAUAACAGUUUGAUGGAAUGUCUAGUACCAAGUAUAGAAAGAGUUAAAGAGUUGAUCAGUAAGAAUAAAAAAUGUUUGUCCAAUAAGGCAAAGUUGUUGAACUCAACUUAUAUCAUUGACACAAAAAUUGUAUUGUCUCGCAUAUUUUAA
Messenger RNA from Helobdella robusta, 612 nucleotides. RefSeq lists its product as hypothetical. The transcript has a single exon. The coding region runs from base 1 to 612 and encodes 203 amino acids. NCBI's taxonomy places the organism in Eukaryota, Metazoa, Annelida, Clitellata, Rhynchobdellida, Glossiphoniidae. The record is from RefSeq and is a predicted model, not a curated record.